Molecule: messenger RNA, 5514 nt
Organism: Lynx canadensis (Canada lynx)
Lineage: Eukaryota; Metazoa; Chordata; Mammalia; Carnivora; Felidae
Gene: CLIC5
Product: chloride intracellular channel 5
Exons: 6
Coding region: 318-1076 (252 amino acids)
Source: RefSeq, a predicted model, not a curated record
CACGGGGAUCGCUGACUGGAGCGGAUCCUGUGACACCUCCCUGCAGCCCGGCACUUGUUGCUCCGGGGACCUGCUGCCAUCCCUGAACCCACCUUUCCCCUCUCCUCCUUUGCAUGUGAUCUCUCGGGACAUUUGAUCUGUCAGACACUGCGGUUCCCGGCUUGAGAAACAGAUCCGAUAAUAAUAAUAAUAAUAAUAAUAAGCGUCGCUCUCAAGGAGGGCCCCGCAGAGCAGGAGCAGGAGCGCAGAGCGCUGGCUCAGGCGCCGCAGAGGUGGCGCCUCCCCGGCCCGGGACGCUGGCCCCGGGCGCCGACGGCAUGACGGACUCGGCGACAGCUAACGGGGACGACAGGGACCCCGAGAUCGAACUCUUCGUGAAGGCUGGAAUCGAUGGGGAAAGCAUUGGCAACUGUCCCUUCUCUCAGCGUCUCUUUAUGAUCCUGUGGCUGAAAGGAGUUGUGUUCAACGUCACCACCGUGGAUCUGAAAAGAAAGCCAGCCGACCUGCACAACCUGGCCCCUGGCACGCAUCCGCCCUUCCUGACUUUCAACGGGGACGUGAAGACGGACGUCAAUAAGAUUGAGGAAUUCCUGGAGGAGACCUUGACUCCUGAAAAGUACCCCAAACUGGCUGCGAAACACCGGGAAUCCAACACGGCAGGCAUCGACAUCUUCUCCAAGUUCUCUGCUUACAUCAAAAACACAAAGCAGCAAAACAAUGCUGCCCUUGAGAAAGGCCUGACCAAGGCACUGAAGAAACUGGAUGACUACCUGAACACCCCUCUUCCAGAGGAGAUCGACGCCAACACUUGCGGGGAUGAAGACAAGAGGUCCCGGCGCAAAUUCCUAGACGGGGACGAGCUGACCCUGGCCGACUGCAAUCUGUUGCCCAAACUCCAUGUGGUCAAGAUUGUGGCCAAGAAAUACCGCAACUACGAUUUCCCGGCUGAGAUGACAGGCCUGUGGCGGUACCUCAAGAACGCCUAUGCCCGGGAUGAGUUCACCAACACCUGUGCGGCAGACAAGGAGAUCGAGUCGGCCUACGCGGAUGUUGCCAAGCGCCUCAGCCGGUCCUGAGCUCGGCCACCUUGCCCCACCGCUCCAGCAGAAGGACUCCGCUUCUCCCAAAGGACUCCGGCCUCACACACUCCUCUUCCGCGUUGCCUUGGGGACACUCCUUUUUGUAGCCGGCCGCCUCUUGCUGGCCUCAUGGAACCCCGGCCUGCUGUCUCUUAGGAAGGUCAGCGCCGACCCCAUCUGAUCUUGCAGGAAUCUGCAAGCAGAAAUGAUAGAAAUAGUCAAGCUCUCAACCUUUGGGCCGGGCCUGGGUUCCGUGCAUCUGGGGUCAGUGUUGGAGAACCCACGUAAGGGACCGUCACUGCCCCCUCCGCCAAUAUCAGAACCUCUCCUCAGCUGCAUUAGGAAAACGUGCGACACUGUGCCCUCUUCCGCCCUCCUCUUUGUUGGGAACUCCACGGCCAAGGACAGAUGCCAUCGUAGUUCUUAGUAGAAACAGAUCCGCUGCGUUUGGGGGAGAUGGAGAGAGUGAACGGAGGACAGGCGGGCUGGGGAUUGGGCCCGUGACAGACACACCUGCAGUCCCUCACAGCGUCUUGACACCUGCCGUCCCACUGGGCGCUGAAGACCAGAUUGGAAAACCACUUCAGACGUAGUCUCCGUUUGCCGCCGUGCUGAGGGCGUUGCGAUGCCCUCGUGUAUCUGGCUGACACCAGCCUCUGUUUUUACACUGUCCAGGCCUUUCGAGGAAGGGAAGUUGGCAUGCAGUUGCAAAGCAGAGUGACUGGGAAGGGCCAGAGGAGGAGCGUCAAUGCCAAAAGGACCACGGGGUCUGCCAGCCAUGGAUUUUGCCUGCUUUAGGGGUAGUUGUUUUGGUGGAGAUUACGUUUGAUCCAUGAGUGAAUUUCAGUCUUGGAGAAAGCAGAUGGGGGGGGGGGGGGCGGUUGGGUGAAGACGUUCUUCAUGAGGUUCCAUGUUCCCUGGCAAUCUUUCAGAUAGGUCUUCUCUCUUACGAUCUCCCUAAGUCUUGAACUGCUGAUGUUAUAUAUCACUGCGAACCCUACAACAAAAAAAACAAGAAUUGGCCAAACAUGACUUUCCAGGUCCUUCAAGUUGCUCCUGGAUGCGGGUCUGGGGUCUGCUAGCUGGGCGCUCCUGGCUGAGUCGGCUGCAGCCUCCAUCGGGUGAUGGGUCCAUUUGGGAGGUGGCAUGGUCAUGGAACACCUUAGGAAGAAAGUCCGUGGGCCUUUCUGACUGGGAAACCAUGUGGUUUGAACUUGAAGAAAAAUAUGUGCCCCAUCUGGGCUAAUUUUCCUGCCAUCUGACUCACCUGCCAGAUGAAAAAGGAUAUUUUUUAGUUGGUAUUUCUCUCCUUGGUCAUUCUCCUUGAGUGUCACCUCCUUCAAAGCUCACCUGGCUUGAGCCUGGGGACCCGGGCAGAGGAAACUCAGGAAAAUGAGCUAACCAUCGGCCCCCUAUCCUGGUGAACACCCUAUGAGAAAAGCCAUCUGCCACAGGAUCAGGCUUCCAAGUGCUAGAAAGCCUCGGGACCUGGCUCGUUGCUCAGGAAGGGUGGCAGGACAGCAUGGGGCCUUUCCGUGAAGACAUCCGUGCAUCUUCAACCCGGCAGGCCCCAGACCCACCUGCCUCCAGGGAGCUCUGGAGAACAAAGGUGGCACACAGAUCUGAGCAUUGGGGAGGAAACAGGGGCCCCCUUAGCCCACUGAGGAAGAGGAAAUUUCUCAGUAGGACAUUUUAUUAGCCUGAGAGCUUUGCAAGGGCAGGAGGAGUCGAUUCAUUUCCACCCCUAAAGGAACCUUCCCUGGGACUCCCCGGGAACUUAGUCCCGAGACAUGUUUAAAAAGGAGAAUGCUGAGGAAAUGGCCCCUUUUACUCUACAGUAAAGCCCCAGACUGGUCUCUUGGGAGAUGAAGUCUUGAAUGAUCCCAGGAGACUUUGAAUUAGUGUAAAUCCUGUUGUCCCCAGAAACCCCUCCCUGAGUUGACCAACACAGGCAUGAUGACCUAAGAGGCAGUUUACUUUCCAGAGACCCACAGUGGUGCUGUUCUUGAAGCAGGUAGGUGUUAGCAUGGCCAGCGCGACAGAGAAAACAGGCCGCCCGGGGAGGAUGGCUCCCCACACGAGUUGUCGGAUACUAAUGACCGAUUUGAUUGUCAGAAUUCAGCGUUGGCGAGUCUUUAAAAACAAGCCAAACCAAAUCAACAUGGUUGUUUCUAGAUAUUCCUUCUGUGGCUGACUUAGUUUUACAUAAAUAUUAAGGCACGAGUUUGGGGGGGCAGUUACGUGAUCACUUAUAACCAUUUAACACAGGGGGCAGAGUUAUAGAUGGAAAGCACUUCUGAGUACUUGAUUCAGGAAUAUCUUUUUUCUUUCAACAGUAGAUUACUAUAUAAUACGACUAUUGACUGAGAGCUUUAAUGUCUUAUGACCAGAUUUAUUAGAAUAUUUUUAAGUAACAAUAAUAUUAUCUUCUGAUUAUUUUUUUUCCAAAAGAGAUUUGCCUCCAGAUUCUUCAGCCUCCCUAAAGAAUCUUGGCCAUAACCUUGUUAUAUACAUGGCAAAUCAUCUUCCAACAUCCAUAUGGUGAGGUCCUUAGGUGUCUCCAGAACCAACUCAGGAAGUAUUCAAGGUUUGCAGUGUAGACUCCAGAGUUUUAAGAGGAGGUCACCCUUGUCACUGGUCUCGAAUGAAUACUGAUCCUUCAGAAAACAUUUCAUUGGCAUUUGAAAAGGUUUGGGAUGAGAUCCUAUUUUGUUUGGGAUUUAUUUUUCUUCUUUGGUUUCCGUGUCACUGUUUUAUUUGAUUUUUAUGGGAUAGCAUGGUGGGAGGCAGAGGCAGAAAGAAGAACCCAACUUAGAAUAACUGUGUAGAAUUUACCCAUCUGUCAGGCUGGGCUGCCUCUCAGGAUGGCCCAGAGAGAAGGUAUUGGAUAUGAUUUUAAUAACUUUAUAAGAUGGGCUGGAUAAUGGUUCCUUCUGUUGUGUGUCUUUAUCCCCUGAUAAGGGAAUUCAGAUGCCUGACAAUUCAGAAUCACAGGCUGUGAAAAGUGAAAACCACUUUUAUUUGGUCAUACAAUCUCGGACGGUUUCAGCUUCCCAGGAAAUGCCACUGUUUUUGGUGUUCACAUCCCCCGCUGGUGGGGCCAGCAAGGAUCUUGGCCUUUUCGUUAGAAAAAAGCCUUCACCAAGAGUGAAGUUUCCUGAGCUGCACAUGCUAGCAUUUAUCAAAUGAAACAACGGAAGCUCUUCACGACAUCUGUGCCCUCUGGCCACUCUGCAGGCAGACGCCGCCAGCAUCUUAGAAUUGUUGCAAAAUGGAUGAUGCCUGGAACGGACCCUGCAGAGCUAAGAAUCCCAGGAGGCUUAGGCAAAUAGAAUUUAAAAAAGGGACAGAGUCAGGAGGGUGUGUUAGUAAGAGAUUUCCGUGGUGAGAAACCAUUGAGGUCUGUGUCUAAACAUCAGUUGGUUUAGAGGCAGCAGGAGAUGUAGUUGACUCAACACUAUUGCCAGUGGCCAGGAGCCUUUUUGAUAGCAGAGUGAAUCAAGAUGCCAGUGUCUCUCUCCUUGGAAAGAUGAAGCAGUAUUAAGUCAUUAGUAAAACUAAGUUCCUUGAUUCCUAAGGGAUCACUUCGUCGUUUUUGAUAUGCCAUUGAAAAGAAUUGUAAGCGUUAGAGAAAGAACUAUGCAUGUGGAACAUCUGGAGCUGAACAUCUUUGGGCUUGGAGCCCUUUCUGCAAACAAGACCAUUGUCUUCUAUCCAGCGCUUUUUAGCAUUCAAACCAAGGAACGUGUGCCCCCUUCAUGAAUGCCUGUUCCUCGACCUUUGCCAAUAUUCUUCUCGCAGCUUAGUUUCAGGAUGCUUUCCUUUCAUCAUUCGGUAUGAUCCAAAGUGUGCAUAAUUUUGUUUAAUGUUACCUGAGGAAUUAGACCCAACGUUCCCUUUACCAACCAAAAAUAAAAUGGAAGAUUGCUUCAUUAUAGGGUUUGGGCUAAUCUGUGUUUCACUAAAAGCAAUCUGUUUUUUUUUUUUUUUUGAAAACCAUAGUUUUAAGGAUCCAAUUAUCUAAGGUAUUUUAUGCAUAGUUAGAGAUUUCAUAUUAUCGAUUAUGCCUAUACUUAAAAUAUAUAAUAUCCGGCUGACGUUUGAAUUUGUCUUCCUUUCCUGAUUUCCUGUUUUUCCCAUUUGGAAAGCUGGGGUGUAGCUAAUUUAGCAAAAGAUGCCUAGCUUUUAUAGAAGGACAAAAUUUCAUUUUAGAAAGACACUCCAAAUGAUGGUCACUUGAUUUUCUCAAGACCUUUAACUGUGGUGAUAAAGUACUAAGACAUGCUUUCAAGCCUUAAUAAAUAUAAGUUGCCUUUUAAUGAAGAUAUUGCUGAAUGUUUUCUUCAUGAAUCUGAAGCAGUUAGAAAUUUGUUUUCCAGUCUUGAUUGGUAUUGGCUGAUUCAAAUAAAGUUGGUUUAUUUUCAAAUACUACAAA